CCAACGGCUAUCCACCACGCGAUAUGUUACAAAAAUCCCGCGAUAGUGGCCACUUGUUUAGAAUUCCCGAAAGAUGGCGGCGGCGCCUCCGGAUGAGGUAACCCUGCAGUCUCGCAUCAACAAGGCCACCAACCCUUUGAAUAAGGAGACUGACUGGGACAAUAUCAAAGGAUUUUUUGAUCAGCUCAACAAUGAACCAGACGGUCCCCAGCUCGCAACCAGACUUCUGGCCCACAAGAUCCAGUCGCCUCAAGAGUGGGAGGCUAUGCAAGCGCUUAUGGUUCUUGAGACGUGCAUGAAGAACUGUGGAAAGCGAUUUCACAGUGAAGUGGGAAAGUUUCGCUUUCUCAACGAGCUCAUCAAAGUGGUGUCGCCCAAGUAUCUGGGUACCCGGGCUCCAGAGCCAGUGAAGAAGAAAGUAUUAGAAAUAAUGUACAGCUGGACAGUGAGGCUGCCCGGUGAGACCAAGAUAGCGGACGCCUAUCAGAUGCUGAAAAAACAGGGCAUUGUCAAACUGGACCCUGUGCUUCCUGAUGACAAGCCCCUCCCACCCCCUCCACCCAGAGCCAAAAAUGUCAUCUUUGAGGAUGAGGAGAAAUCCAAGAUGCUGUCUCGCUUAUUGAACAGCACUCACCCGGAAGAUCUAAUAGCAGCAAACAAGCUCAUUAAGGAAAUGGUCCAGGAGGACCAAAAGCGUGUGGAGAAGGUAUCAAAGCGAUUGAACGCCAUCCAGGAGGUGAAAGAGAGUGUCAACCUGCUGAGCCAGCUGCUGGAGGGCUACAGCAAGCAGAGCUGCUCCCAGAGCAACCAGGAGCUCAUUAAGGAUCUUUACCAGCGCUGUGAAAAGAUGAGGCCUACACUGUUCCGAUUAGCAAGCGAUACAGAGGACAGCGAUGAAGCCUUAGCGGAAAUCUUAGAGGCCAAUGACAGCCUGACACAGGUCAUCAACAUGUACAGACAGCUGGUAAAGGGGGAGGAUGUGUCAAAGGAUGGCAUAACCUCGCCCUCACAACCAGGCAGCAGUAGCUCAGCACUCGUAGACCUGAUGGGACUUAACUCAUCCGUCAACACGGCACUAUCCAGCCCCGAGCCCUCCAGCCUCCAGACCCUGACUCAUAACAUGGGCAUCAGCCUCUUGGAUGAUGAGCUCAUGUCACUGGGUCUGAAUUUAACGGAAAACUUCGACUCUCAGAACACUUUUCAGGUGCAAGUUCAUUCUGAUGGCACAGAAUCAUCUGCAACAUCGGCCCCUGCUGCCGUGUUGCUACCAGCUGUGGUCCAAACAGCGCAGGCGCCGCCAACAGUGGGCCCCACUCCUUCUCCUAAACCCAUGGAAGAGCUAGAAAUGUUGGGGAAGACAUUGUUACAGCAGUCCCUACCUCCAGAGAGCCAGCAGGUCAAAUGGGAUAAGUUCCAACCUCAAUCCAGAGUCAGUUUACGAGAUAUGCAGACCAAGUCCGCCGCCAACUGUAGAGCCGCUCCUAAUGUAACCCCCGCCUCCUCUGGUCCUGCUCCUGCUCCUGCUCCAGGCCCCGCGUCCAGCCUGAGCCUCCAUUCAGAGCUGCCUGACACUCUCCUCCUCUCCAAUCUGAGUUUCGCAGCUGCUACCGACCCCUACGACAACAUCUCUCUAGCUGAGGUUACCGUGUCUCUGGAAGCAAUCAAACCUAGCAGCUUAUUACCAGUGACUGUAUUCGACAAACACAGUCUCCGGGUUUUAUUCACCUUUGCCCGUGACUGUCCUCCAUCACGGCCUGACGUGCUGGUGGUGAUCAUCUCCAUGCUGUCCUCCGCCCCCAUUCCUGUCACCAACAUCCGCUUUCAGGCAGCUGUACCAAAGGUGAUGAAAGUGAAGCUGCAGCCUCCCUCUAGCACUGAGCUCCCAGCCUUCAAUCCCAUCCUGCCUCCCGCCGCCAUCACACAGAUCCUGCUGUUGGCCAACCCUCACAAGGAAAAGGUACGUUUGCGGUACAAGCUGACAUUCAACCUGGGCGAGCAAUCUCACGAUGAGUCUGGUGAUGUGGACCAGUUCCCACCCCCAAACACCUGGGGGAACCUUUAGGGAGAAGGACCGACCCCCCCAACUUCCGUGGUUUCAAACUCUGGUUCGGUAAUACAAACUGACACGAGGCCAGUUGUGGGAACCAGCUUCUACCUUGUGCCUUUCUUCGCAGCCUUCCUGUCCUUAUUCCAUCAGCUCCACGUUCCUGUGUUCCAUAGCUACUUUUCUUCUCCUUCUUUUCAACAAUCAUUCCAACGCAAACUAUAAAGCAAACUGUCAGAAACAUUGAUUCAAUGCAGUGACAUUUGGGGGAAAAUUUUUUUUUAAAAACCUGAAUGUGUGCAUUUGUCUGGUUAACACACUGUUUAACCAUCAAUCAGAUGUGCCAUGUCACGUAUAUUACAUGUAACAGUCUCACAUUAUUUCAGUUUGGUUUUUUUACCAAACCCCAGUACUCACCCCGGACAGCGUGAGCUCACAGAGUAUUGUCACAGUUUGUGUGUUCAGUGUUUAUUCUGAGUGUUCUGAGUAGGGUUGCAAGAAAUCAUUUUUCUUUUAGUUCAUCAAUAAUCAGAAUCCAAAUAGGAUUUAUUGCCAAGUAAGUAACUCUGCCUUAGUGGUUGGGUGCAUUUAAAACAAUAAAUGUAAAAGA
Messenger RNA from Sander lucioperca (pikeperch), 2654 nucleotides. Its product is annotated as ADP-ribosylation factor-binding protein GGA1-like. Gene Ontology annotation, molecular function: phosphatidylinositol binding; ubiquitin binding; small GTPase binding. Gene Ontology annotation, biological process: vesicle-mediated transport; intracellular protein transport. The record is from RefSeq and is a predicted model, not a curated record. Gene Ontology annotation, cellular component: trans-Golgi network. The transcript has 18 exons. Bases 74 to 2062 code for a protein of 662 amino acids. NCBI's taxonomy places the organism in Eukaryota, Metazoa, Chordata, Actinopteri, Perciformes, Percidae.